AUGUCUACUGAAUCGUUUGACCAACUCUCCGAUGUCAGCGACAUCAGCAGCCAUCACUCGGAUUCGGAUCAGGAUCAAAUGAUGGUACUCGUCCGGCGACAAAAGCAGCUGGAACGUGAAAGAGAUGCGUUUGUUCUUAUUACGAUGAUUCUUCUCGCCAUCUACUUAGUCACAGUUCCUAUUCUAAUAAGAUACAAUCCCAAUCAAACAACUGAAAUUGCACCAAUCAUCACCAACACCACCAACACAACCGACACCUUCAAUCCCACGGAAUACAUGAAAACUCUGGGCAAACGACGAAUGAUGAGAACGAGCGAGAUCUUGGAAGACCAUGAAAAAGUGGCCAAAGCGCAACGAGUGGUAGAAUCAAAGGGAUGGAGGAGAAUUGGAGAUGUGCCGGAGUACUACUGGGACAAGUUUAUGCCGGACAUCACACGAUUCGAAGGUGUCGAGACGUACCUCUACAAGACGAAGCAGAAUGGCACCCGAGUGGAAGAGGCUCUCUAUUUCCACCCAAUCAAAUUUUGGAAGGUCAGUGAGGAUGGGUUCAUCAACACUUUAUUCGAGAUGUUCAAUUUGCGGAGCGCAAUUGAAUCUGGAUGGCCAUCACUGAAUCAUGGCAUCUUUGGUAUGGUCAACGUGGGUAGUUGCGAUCCGAAGACUGAGUGCCUCCAGGGUAAAUACAAAAUUGAGAAGGGCGAUCUAGUUUUCGAGCUCACUUUUACGAUGGAAGGAGGACAAAAGAUGAUUGUGAAAACUGUGUACUACGUUCCAGCGGAAACAUUUAUUUGA
Caenorhabditis remanei is the source of this 792-nucleotide messenger RNA. RefSeq lists its product as uncharacterized. Bases 1 to 792 code for a protein of 263 amino acids. The record is from RefSeq and is a predicted model, not a curated record. NCBI's taxonomy places the organism in Eukaryota, Metazoa, Nematoda, Chromadorea, Rhabditida, Rhabditidae. The transcript has a single exon.